Molecule: messenger RNA, 1152 nt
Organism: Maniola jurtina (meadow brown)
Lineage: Eukaryota; Metazoa; Arthropoda; Insecta; Lepidoptera; Nymphalidae
Gene: mRpL15
Product: 39S ribosomal protein L15, mitochondrial
Exons: 3
Coding region: 156-1040 (294 amino acids)
Biological process (GO): translation
Cellular component (GO): mitochondrial large ribosomal subunit
Molecular function (GO): structural constituent of ribosome
Source: RefSeq, a predicted model, not a curated record
AUCUUGGGAGAAUGAAUGUCAUCAACUGUCAUUCCAUGGUGUAAAAACUAAAAAGUAAAAACUAAAAAAUCACAAAACAUAACCACAUAACCAAACAUCCGUACUCUCCGUGCUUUAAUAAUUUUAAGGUUGAAGAAAGCUAAAUACCUUGGAAAAUGGGAUCGCGUCAAAUCACGGAAAAAUCGCUGGUGAUGUUACGAUCAUUACCUAGGUUGUCUUUAGCCAAUAUUCGUGACAAUCCUGGAUCGAAGAAAUAUCCAAAGCGUGGUCGUGGGCAACAUUCUGGUGACAAACAUGGAGCUGGCAAUAAGGGUUCAGGUCAAAGACAAAAUUAUAUGAGGCUUGGUUAUGAAACUGGAAAUAAUCCAUUCUAUUUAAGAAUGCCACAUGAACCUUAUUAUAAAGGUCACCACCAUAAGAGAGAGUAUCCACCAAUUUCUCUACUUGAAAUACAGAAACUAAUAGAUACGAACAGAAUCGAUAUCACCCUACCUAUAGAUAUAGCGAGCAUUGCUAAAUCAGGGCUUUAUCAAUUUUUUCCUGAUCAAAAGCACUUCGGCAUAAACUUAACAGAUGCAGGUGUUGAUCUUUUUGCUGCAAAAAUAAAUAUAGAAGUCCAAUGGGCAAGUGAACCGGUUAUUGCUGCUAUAGAGAAGAAUGGUGGAGUUAUUACGACUGCAUAUUAUGACCCACACAGUCUAUUUCUACUCAAAAAUCCAAAGAAAUUUUUUGAAACAGGUCAAGCAAUACCGAGGAGAAUGAUCCCUCCACCUGAUAUCAUUGAAUAUUAUACUAGUGCUGAAACAAGAGGUUAUUUGGCUGAUCCAGAAAAGAUCUCACAAGAACGAUUAAGGUUAUCACAGAAGUAUGGAUAUGUAUUGCCAAAAUUAGAAAGUGAUCAAAAUUAUAAUAUGUUAUGUGAAAGAAAAGACCCCAGACAGAUUUUCUAUGGUUUGGAACCUGGAUGGGUUGUAAAUCUAAAAGACAAGUGUAUUUUAAAACCAAAAGAUGAAGAAUUGUUACAAUAUUAUGCAUCUUAAUUUUAUAUACUUACUACUAAUUUAGGUAUAAUUCAGAACUUUUAAUGUAAACUUAUUUCGAUUAUUCUAGUAUUCUUGUCGAUUAUAAAUACCUACAUAAACAUUACAAAUA